Molecule: messenger RNA, 1377 nt
Organism: Syngnathoides biaculeatus (alligator pipefish)
Lineage: Eukaryota; Metazoa; Chordata; Actinopteri; Syngnathiformes; Syngnathidae
Gene: plpp1a
Product: phospholipid phosphatase 1a
Exons: 6
Biological process (GO): signal transduction; phospholipid metabolic process; phospholipid dephosphorylation
Molecular function (GO): phosphatidate phosphatase activity
Source: RefSeq, a predicted model, not a curated record
ACGACGACUCCCUCCUCCCAGUCAACCCAGGAGCCAAGUGUCCGACCGCGGGCAGGUGUCCGCCUCGCUCCACGGCCCUUUUCGUUCGGAAGUGGACGUGCCCCGUUUCGAGGGUGUCCACGCCUUCCCUUUCGGUCAUGAUGAGAGGAAGGCAGGCGAGUGAGGAGGAACCCCGUAGUCGUCGUCGUCAUAGUAGUAAAUCGCCGUGUUGUCUUAGCAAGCUAGUAGUGGUCUCUUAGUUUAACCCACCGGCGGUGUGACGUUUUCUCUCUCUCUCUCUCUAUAUAUAUAUAUAUAUAUAAUUUUUUUUUCUUUUCUUCAAUAUUCACAACAUAACCCGUCCGUAAUUAAUUUCCUCGGCGGACGAGGAGGAGCAUCCCACUUAUAUUAACCGCGACGAACCCAAAACACGGACUCGGCGAGAGAUAAAGGCUGGCAGGAGUCAACAUGUUCGAGACAAGAGGAAUCCCGUUCUUGGUCCUCGACGUCGUCUGCCUCGUUUUAGGGGGGCUGCCCCUGGCGGCCUUCAACCUGGGUAAGAUCCGCCCCUACCAGAGGGGCUUUUUCUGUAGCGACGACAGCAUCAAGUACCCUUUCCACCACAGCACCGUCACCUCCACCGUGCUCUACACGGUGGGCUUCUCGCUGCCCAUUAGCUGCAUGAUAUUCGGCGAGUGCCUGUGCGUGUACCUCAAGCGGCUGCGGUCCAAGUCGUCAUACGGCAGCUACGUGGCGCGCGUCUACAAGGCGGUGGGCACCUUCCUGUUCGGCGCCGCCAUGAGCCAGUCGCUCACCGACAUCGCCAAGUAUUCGGUGGGCCGCCUCCGCCCGCACUUCCUGGACGUGUGCAAGCCCGACUGGGAGGGCUUCAACUGCUCGCUGGGCGACUACGUGGAGCAUUUCGCCUGCACCGGAAACCCCACCGCGGUCAAUGAGGGCAGGUUGUCUUUCUAUUCCGGCCACUCGUCCUUCUCGAUGUACUGCAUGCUGUUCCUGGCGCUGUACCUGCAGGCCCGAAUGCGUGCGGAGUGGGCUCGCCUGCUGAGGCCCACCAUCCAGUUCUUCCUGAUCGCCGCCUCGGUGUACACGGGCCUGUCGCGAGUGUCCGACUACAAGCACCACUGGAGCGACGUGCUGACCGGCCUCCUGCAGGGGGCGCUCAUGGCCAUCCUGGUGGUGUUUUUCGUGUCCGACUUUUUCAAGCAGUCCCCGGAGUCCCGCAAGGAGGCCAACAUCCCCCACGCCAACCUCCAGGAGACCCCCACCAACGGAAACCACUUUGAGAGCCCAAACUAAAAACCUCACCUUAAAUCGCCCGCGUGCCGAGUUGCUGCAACCUCAGGCCUCUUUUUUUUAUUUUUUAUUUUAUUCCGUUAA